CACCAUUGCAGCGUGGUUCAAUGGUUUGUUUUGGUUAAUAAAAGAAAUAGCAUUGAAUGUAGCGAAAUGGAAAAUGCAAACCUUGAGCGUUACCACAUGGAACCGCCCUUGCUUUUUCUGGGAGGCCCAGGUAAACACACCUUCACAGAUGAUGACAGAAUGAACGGCAGGGAGAGGGCAAAACAAAAAGAGUGGGCGGAGCAAACAUGUUUGGCAUCUGUGAACAGAUCUGUGAACCAGAAUGUGGACUGUUGUGGCUCUAUUAAGACAACAUGGACCGGCUAUAGAAGACAUUUGUUCUGUAGAGUGACGAAUGAUUAAGUCGCAUGAUGACUUCUGGGAUAACAAGCUCCUAUACUACAAUUCAAAGUAUCCCUGAGGAGUUAGGCACAAAAAAGCCCCCUGACAUUGAAGAUGUGGAGGAAACUACUGAUAGCACACUCAGCUCCAACCAAUCGUCCAGCAUGUCUCCAAGUUCAUCAGAUGACCAGGAGACUGGAGAAGAGGACAAUUGUCUGUCAAAACCUACUGAGCCUGCUCCCACAGAUAAUGGUGAAUCGGAAGAAACAGCCAAGCCCAUACCACGACCCAGGUCCAAAAUAAACCUUGAUUGUACUGAGAACCAAACUGAUGUAUCCCCCUCCACAGACCAAACCACCAAUGAACCGAAUCAGUCUUCUGAAUCCACCAAACCACCUCCUCUAGAGAGCACUUAUGUGUUGGCCACUGAACCCUUACCUCUCAUUAAUAUCAAAAAGAAUGAAGUAAAGCGUUCGUCUUCACUCCCUCGGCCCGAGCGACCCCCACCUCCAGUUGGUUACUACGGCAUACGCACGUGCAUCUCCAAGCCUGCUUCUCUGUGCUCUGACAAUGAAGACGGCCAAGAAUCCAUAUCUUCCUCCAUAAGCUCUGAGCAGCACUCUCCUGUGUCUCCAGAUCCCACUGACGAUCAGGGCAAUCUUUUUGGCAUAUAUCGACCGAUGACUGAGGACAUGGAGAAACCUGCUAUUCCACCUCGGCCCCCUCAACCCAAGCAACCCUACGUCUCCUCUGCAUCACUGACUUCCCAGUCGAGACCACCGCCACCGCCAUUCAGACCCCCUCCUCCACCAUCUGAAAAAGAACCUGUGUACAAUGAGAUACAGUUUCCAGCUUAUUUGCACAUUCUGCCUGAACAUGAUAACAGUGUGACCCUUGAGAGACAGACUAUCAGUAGCCGUUCUUCCACAAAUCGUUCGAGCACGAUUUACACACAGGAAAUACUCGAGAUGUUAAGGUGGUUGAAAGUAGUGUCAAAAACGGACUACAUGACUCCAUCUUUAUAUGGUGCUAGUUUAGAAGAAGAAAUCAGAUCUUUUCAUCAGACAACUAUGAACCUCAAAAAGGCUCUGCGCCUCUUCAAUCUUCUAAUGAUGAGGCGCAGUGAAAUAUUACGAGACUACAUCUCAGAGCUCACCUCUACUUCUGAUGCUCUGGACAAGGCGCUCAAAAGGAAGAAAACGAUCCAACUGGCUGGAGGCACCACUGGUGCUGUAGGAGGGGUCACUGCAGUGGUGGGCCUUGCUCUGGCUCCAGUGACUCUUGGAGCUUCUCUUAUUGCCACAGCAGUAGGCGCUGGUAUGGUGGCUUCUGCUGGGGGAGUAUCUGCUCAUGUGGCUAAAACCAAAAAAAAGGUUAUUACAAGAGAUGGAAUUGAGAAACUAAUAAAUGACUACACUGAAAAUGUGAAGGACCCAGAGCACUGCUUGUGCUUUAUCCUCUCUGGUAUGAACGAGGUACGUCGCUAUGACUCUGCACGGCUACAGAGAGCUGGGGCCCAGCUCGAUGCUCUGAAAAUUGCACAGUUGACUCAGUCAGUGUUUAACAACAUGGACACUGUGAGGAGGAACCCAGCAGCACAGACUGGAGGAAUGUCAUCAGAAAGACUGCUUCAUUGCUUUGCCAAAGAACUGGAUUAUUAUUUUACAGAGAGGGAAGGACAGAAGCUGAAAAAGUCCAGGAAGAGCAGGUUUUCUGGUCGAGUGCGUUUACUUGCAGAAAAUCUUCAGGACGAAUUGGAUUACUUAAAUCAUAUGUGGGCACUGUUUAAUUGAGAUCACUGUACCGAAAUGCUGUCUUUGUCUUUGAUCAAAGGUAUAACUUUUCAGUGGCAGGUACAUGACCUGCUUAACUCCAUAAAAAAAACUUUAGAGCCUUGCUGUAAAUAUUCUACAGUAAUGUAAUAAACAUAUCAAUAUUGCAUUUAUUUAAUAAAUAAAUGUGUUUUGAGUGGGGUCGUAUCUCCAUGGAUCUGAAACUUGGUCUGGUGGCAUCUCCUGUUUGUCUCCAUGAAGAGAAAUUAAUGGCAUACUUUGGAACAUUCCUUGCAAAGCAAUAGCAUCUCCAUAGAGUGCAGCAGGUGGCAAACAUGAAUCUAUUAAACUAACAGACAGACCCUCCACCAGAAAAGUUAGUUAGUGCAACCUUAUGAAUUUCAUUGUGAAUGGAUAUUU
Messenger RNA from Boleophthalmus pectinirostris (great blue-spotted mudskipper), 2492 nucleotides. RefSeq lists its product as uncharacterized. The transcript is spliced from 14 exons. Bases 327 to 2093 code for a protein of 588 amino acids. Gene Ontology annotation, molecular function: lipid binding. Gene Ontology annotation, cellular component: membrane; extracellular region. Gene Ontology annotation, biological process: lipid transport; lipoprotein metabolic process. NCBI's taxonomy places the organism in Eukaryota, Metazoa, Chordata, Actinopteri, Gobiiformes, Gobiidae. The record is from RefSeq and is a predicted model, not a curated record.